This is a messenger RNA of Periophthalmus magnuspinnatus, 2166 nucleotides long. RefSeq names its product SMAD family member 9 (gene smad9). Gene Ontology annotation, molecular function: I-SMAD binding; RNA polymerase II cis-regulatory region sequence-specific DNA binding; DNA-binding transcription factor activity, RNA polymerase II-specific. Gene Ontology annotation, cellular component: heteromeric SMAD protein complex. The coding region runs from base 412 to 1809 and encodes 465 amino acids. Lineage: Eukaryota; Metazoa; Chordata; Actinopteri; Gobiiformes; Gobiidae. Gene Ontology annotation, biological process: cell differentiation; anatomical structure morphogenesis; BMP signaling pathway. The transcript is spliced from 8 exons. The record is from RefSeq and is a predicted model, not a curated record.
GUCCCUCGCGGGCUGUGCACACACACCUCCUGCGUGUGGCGGUGCGCGCGGAGCUGCUCUGACCCGCAGCUGGACCCGCCGUGUGCGCGCACUGGUCAGCAUCACCACAGAUGGUCAAAAUUGGACCUAGACUUCUGACUGUGUGAGGACUAACCUUGGCUGCGGGACACCCCAUAUCAAGAGCCUCUUACCCCCCUUUUACCCCUCUCACCCCUGUCCCCUCUGUGACUGCACACAGAGGGGAUUUAGCCCUGUCCUCUGGCAGCACUCCAACUGUACUGCUCAACUCAGCAGAUACCAGCCACUGUUUACAUAGCCUUACUACCUCCUCUCUCCAGGCAUAUCCUAGUUUCUACUGCAGCGUCCCCAAGUGAACCCUUAUCAACUUCAAAUCCUUUCACCUAUCUCAUCAUGAACUCCUCGGCCUCCAUCACAUCCCUGUUUUCCUUCACCAGCCCCGCAGUGAAGCGCCUGCUAGGCUGGAAACAGGGGGACGAGGAGGAGAAGUGGGCAGAGAAGGCUGUGGACUCACUAGUGAAAAAACUCAAGAAGAAGAAAGGAGCCAUGGAGGAGCUGGAGAAGGCUCUGAGUUGUCCUGGGCAACCAAGUAAGUGUGUGACUAUCCCGCGCUCUCUGGACGGCCGCCUGCAGGUGUCUCACAGAAAAGGCCUCCCACAUGUGAUCUACUGCCGGGUGUGGCGCUGGCCCGACUUGCAGUCCCACCACGAGCUCAAGGCCCUGGACUGCUGUGAAUUCCCCUUCGGAUCCAAACAGAAGGACAUCUGUGUGAACCCCUACCACUACAGGCGCGUGGAGACACCAGUGCUUCCCCCUGUGUUGGUUCCACGCCACAGCGAAUUCAACCCUCAGCACAGUCUUUUGGCCAAGUUCAGAAAUGCCUCUCUCCACAAUGAGCCGCUGAUGCCCCAAAACGCCACUUUUCCUGACUCAUUCCCUCCUGUGCCCUGCGCCUCGUUCACCUCCCCAUCCCCCACAUCCUCGCUCGCCCAGUCACCCAACCCGCAGAGCUUCCCCAGCUCUCCGAGCAGCUCAGCUGAACCCGGAAGUCCAUAUCACAUCACAGCGGAGACUCCACCCCCUCCCUACAGUAUGAUGGAGACCAAUCCACAGGAGGACGUGAAGCCCCCAGAGACCACCAAACUCACAUUCUCCGCUCCACACAGAGAUUUACGGCCUGUGUGUUAUGAGGAGCCAGAGUACUGGUGUUCUAUAGCCUACUACGAGCUGAAUAACCGUGUGGGGGAGACGUUCCAUGCCUCAUCCCGCAGUGUUCUGGUCGAUGGAUUCACCGACCCGUCCAACAACAAGAACCGCUUCUGCCUCGGGCUUCUGUCCAACGUCAACCGCAAUUCCACCAUCGAACACACAAGGCGUCACAUCGGGAAAGGCCUGCAUCUUUACUAUGUCGGGGGUGAGGUGUACGCAGAGUGUCUGAGCGACAGCAGUAUCUUUGUCCAGAGCAGAAACUGUAACUUCCAACAUGGUUUCCACGCUACCACAGUGUGUAAGAUCCCCAGCGGCUGCAGUCUCAAGAUCUUCAAUAACCAGCUGUUCGCUCAGCUCUUGGCCCAGUCUGUGAACCACGGUUUUGAAGUGGUCUAUGAACUCACCAAGAUGUGCACUAUUCGCAUGAGCUUCGUCAAGGGCUGGGGAGCAGAGUAUCACAGACAGGAUGUGACUAGCACCCCCUGCUGGAUUGAGGUUCACCUGCACGGGCCACUGCAGUGGCUGGAUAAGGUCCUAACACAGAUGGGAUCUCCUCACAAUCCUAUCUCCUCGGUCUCAUAAGACAAAAGCUCUUAGUCCAUUUCAGAUGUUUUACCAUCUACUGUCAUUUCAAUGCAUCUCAAAAUGCUGACCUGCUUUGUCCCGUUUUGCUGUACAACCAUGAAAGUCCAUUUAGUUUUGCUGGAUUAUAUUUAUAGUACUCUAUAGGUGAGAGAUGCUUAUUUAUAAGUUCAAAGUCUACUUUCGUUACCGUUGGCACAAAAAGCUGCACUCCAAAACAACUGAAACGGGGCACAUUAGGUACUGAAUAUGUCAUUACUGUAGCUGGGACCGUUUUAAUGUGUUUUAUUAUUUACCCGUGUUGAUGUAAUGCAUUGUUUUUAUUUCUAUUAAAUAUGAUUUUCUUAAAAAAAAAAA